AUGGACAAACCAGCGAAGUUUCUAACUUUCAUCUCAAUACAAGUUGGUCCAAUUGAGAAACCCACUGAGGAAGUAGUGAGAUUUUCAAAGAGAAGUUUUGAACAUGCGCUUAGGGCAUACCUUGACUAUAUUGAUGAAACAUGCGACAAGGCUCACAUUCGAAUCAAGGCGACAAAAUGUCGAGCUUGCCUAGCCUAUUCCACAAAGACUCGCUCUCGAGCAUUUAGGAUAUCGGGCCUUGUGCUGAGAUGCGUCCAACCAAACCAAAUCCAUAACAAGCUCUCAACCUAA
Molecule: messenger RNA, 291 nt
Organism: Sphenostylis stenocarpa
Lineage: Eukaryota; Viridiplantae; Streptophyta; Magnoliopsida; Fabales; Fabaceae
Source: the annotation of a GenBank genome assembly